AUGACCUACGAUGAUCCCUUGCUGUAUUGGUUUGAUAAGAAAUCCGAUAGAUCACUUCAUCAAGCUAUAAAGGGUCUACGUAGACUUGGAUAUGGGUUUGAUGAGAUUUUGGAGGAUUGCGGAUGCGAGGAGACUUUUCUCAGGGAAUUAUAUGACUAUCUACGGAUACGAGUGAGGCCUAAAGAUAGGGUAGGAUUAACUAAGGGGUUUGUGUACCGGGAGAAGGGUGUGAAGGGUGUGGAGACCGUGGAGACCGUGGAGACCGUGGAGACCGUGGAGAGCGAGAAGACUGCGAAGAGUACGCAGAGUAAUAGAGUACAGAGUACAGAUAGUGGUACGUCUGCGGCGUAUAGACCAUUCAACUCAAUGGACUGGAAAAAGCAUCUAGUAUUCAGUAUGAAUGAAGAUGACGACAUGCAAGAGGUCGAUAGCACACAAGAACAACUCGCUCGAACUGAACAAAGCAUUGAAAAAAUCAGUCAAUACAUUGCAAAACUAGAGCAGGAGAAAUUACAGCGUGAAGAGCGUGAGAAAGCCGCGAAGCGAGCCACGGGGCGGACGGUCACCCCUAAAGUGAGUCGACUGGAGAUGUUGAAGCAAGAAAUAUCGGCUACGAAGCAAGAAAUAGAAGAGGCUAAGGAGGUCUCGAUGAGUCUAUACAAUUCCAUCAAUGCACAGAUGGAAAGGAUUAACUAUCAGCAGAAGCAGUUGGACGAGAUGUUGAACAAGUUAAACGAGAAAAAGAAUUUGCUUAGUGGGAAAGAGACGGAAAUGGCCGGAUUGAAAAAGGCUGAAGCCGAAGUUGAAGGUGAAGGUGAAGCCAACGCCGGAGCCAAAGGCAACGCUAAGGCUCGGAUCCAGGCCAAAAUUACAACUACAACUACAACUGGCGUCGAGAAAGAGCACCAAUCAAAGCCUGUACAACCCAGGGAAGUGGUUAGCAUAGUAUCUAUAACAUAA
Brettanomyces nanus is the source of this 960-nucleotide messenger RNA. RefSeq lists its product as uncharacterized. The record is from RefSeq and is a predicted model, not a curated record. Bases 1 to 960 code for a protein of 319 amino acids. The transcript has a single exon. Lineage: Eukaryota; Fungi; Ascomycota; Pichiomycetes; Pichiales; Pichiaceae.